AUGGGCGCACUGCUCAGCCUGCCCAGAAAGAUCAAGCCGCCCACUGACCCCCGCCCGCAGCUCGUCCUCUUCGGCUCCCCCGCCCGGCCCUGGACGCCCGCCGCCUGGCACCCAGUCUCCGACACCGUCCGCGGUGGCCGCUCCCACGCCUCCCUCGCCUCCAUCGACCCGAGCCGGCCCGACACAGGCGUCGUCUUCGAGGGCCUGCUCGACGCACACACACUCGGAGGCGCAGGCUUCGCCAGCGUCGUCUUCGCACACCCCAUCGCCCUCCCCCGCCCGCACGCCCUCUCCGCCUUCGUCCUCGACGUCGACCCGCUCGACCCCGCCGCCCCCGGAGUCCACACCUUCACCCUCGCCGUCCGCGACGCCCCCCGCUCCUCCGCUGGCCCCCAGCUCAUCUUCCAGGCCGACUUCUCCAUCCUCCCCUCCGCAGACGCAGUACCCUCCGCGGACGCCAAGCUCGACCAGCUCCUCACCGUCCGCAUCCCCUUCGCCGCCCUCCAGCCCACCCUCCGCGGGAGACCCGCACCCCCAAACCACAAACCCUUCGACCCCGCAAACCUCGCUCAGAUCUCGCUCAUGGCCCGCAGCUUCUUCGGCAGCCAGGCCGGCCCCUUCCUCCUCCAUGUCCGCAGACUCGCUGUCCAGUAG
Puccinia triticina is the source of this 654-nucleotide messenger RNA. RefSeq lists its product as uncharacterized. The coding region runs from base 1 to 654 and encodes 217 amino acids. The transcript is spliced from 2 exons. Gene Ontology annotation, biological process: NADH dehydrogenase complex assembly. NCBI's taxonomy places the organism in Eukaryota, Fungi, Basidiomycota, Pucciniomycetes, Pucciniales, Pucciniaceae. The record is from RefSeq and is a predicted model, not a curated record.